This is a messenger RNA of Acipenser ruthenus (sterlet), 7117 nucleotides long. It is a transcript of the gene rims2a, whose product is annotated as regulating synaptic membrane exocytosis 2a. Lineage: Eukaryota; Metazoa; Chordata; Actinopteri; Acipenseriformes; Acipenseridae. Gene Ontology annotation, cellular component: presynaptic membrane; cytoskeleton of presynaptic active zone. The record is from RefSeq and is a predicted model, not a curated record. Gene Ontology annotation, molecular function: small GTPase binding; transmembrane transporter binding. Bases 846 to 6458 code for a protein of 1870 amino acids. The transcript has 43 exons. Gene Ontology annotation, biological process: positive regulation of synaptic transmission; regulation of membrane potential; calcium ion-regulated exocytosis of neurotransmitter.
ACUUGCUCCGCCUACACUUCCUAUUGGGAUUUUUUUUUUUUUAUUGCAUCCAUUUUUGUGCAUUUAAGAAAUCUCCAAGAAUUAGGAAUCGAGAGAGGAGAGCAAGGAAGAGAGAGGAGGAAGGAACCAAGGAAAAAAGGACAAGACACGUUUAUUGCAAAUAUCCUAUGACAGCAAUGGGUUAGAAAGGAUUUAACAUGAUUUCAAAAUAAAAAGGCAAACAGCUGAUUUUAUAUUCUUCUGCACAUGCAUAAAUGGAUGGAGAGACAGAAUUAUGAGUGGAAUACUUGCAGCCGGUGGGACUGAUUGCAAUUUCUCCGCAACUCAGAUGGGCUUUUUAUUCAUUUGUUCUUCCCUUUUAAAGUCUCUGAGCCAGGAAUCGUGGUGUUUUGAGGAUCCAUUGUGUGAAUCUUGCAGUCCAGCUGGCUUUUGGCCGUUGUCCUCCCGGUUGCUGGUGAUUACAAAAGAUGUCUUCUCCUGUAUAGUAUUGAUGUGACCCAAAGGAGGCUUUUAUCAUUUAUCUUGCCUCCUUCGCUUGUGAAAGACACGGCAAGUUUUGGGGGUUAGUUUUUAUUGAAAAUUGUAUAUCUUUCUUUAUUCAAAGUCCCUGUUGCGUUGCCUUUUUUUGUUCACCUUUUUAUAUUAUAUAUUUUUUAAAAAAAUACUAAAGAUGUCUUCUCCAUACCAGUAUCGAAGUGUUUAAAUUCGCCACUCCUCCUUUUACCAAUCUAGUAACUGAGGAAUCUGAAUCUAUAACUUUUAGAUUUCAGUAUAUUAUAUAUAGUUUCCCGCAAUUAAGUCAGUUUGCUGCUGGUUGUUGAUCUUUUUAGCAAUUAUAUCUAAACAUGUCUGCUCCACUUGGGCCCCGGGGCGGCUCUGCACCUCCUCCCCCUGCUGUCCUGCCAGAGGUGCCGGACCUCAGCCACCUUACCGAGGAGGAGAGAAAGAUCAUCCUCGCCGUCAUGGACCGACAGAAACAAGAAGAAGAAAAGGAGCAAUCCAUGCUGAAGGUCAAAGAAGAAACAAAACCUCAGCCGCCACAGUGGUUUCCCUUUAGUGGGAUCACUGAACUGGUAAAUAACGUUCUUCAGCCCCAGCAAAACCCGCAAAAUGAAAAGGAGCCUGAGACGAAAUUGCACCAGCAGUUUGAGAUGUAUAAGGAUCAAGUGAAGAAGAUGGGUGAAGAAGCACCAGGGGCGCAGGAGCAGAAGGGGGACGCCCCCACCUGUGGGAUCUGCCACAAAACCAAGUUUGCCGACGGCUGUGGCCACCUCUGUUCAUAUUGCCAAACUAAAUUCUGUGCUCGUUGCGGAGGACGGGUGUCUCUGCGGUCAAAUAAGCAGGAAGACAAAGUGGUAAUGUGGGUAUGCAACUUGUGCCGAAAACAACAAGAAAUCCUCACAAAAUCAGGAGCCUGGUUCUACACCGUUGGUUCAAACACGCCACAGCAACUGGACCCCAGUGAACUCACAAGGGGGCCCCGAAACGAAGAAGCACCUCAGGAGAAGAAGGCAAAACUGCAGGAUCCAUCCCAGUACCAGGGACCCUCAGGGGACAUUUCCACACCAGCGUCAGACAAAAACAGACCUCAAGGACUUACGCGGCAAGACUCACUCAAAAACGGUUCUGGGGGGAAGCAUUCGGGUCCAGGUGCAGGCGACACUCUGAUUGCCAGGAAAAGAAGCCCAUCAGCAUCCAGAGAUCCAAACCAAAAAUACGACCAAAGGGAGGAGCGGGGUGACCGUUCACAGUAUGCCCCAUCGGACAGUGGGAUGCCGAGGUCACCAUCAGACUACGGGGAGCGGGAGCAGCGGAGGCCACAGCGGGGUUCACGGAUGUACGAGGAUGCGGACACCGCGCGGGGGGAGUACCGGGAUCGGCGUAGUCGCCGGCACUCGCAGGAGUACCCUCUAGAUGAGGACCUGGAUGGCCAGCUAAGCGAAUAUGAGAGGCAGCGGCAGCGGGAAGAGGAGUACCAGGCCCGCUACCGCAGCGACCCCAAUCUGGCCCGCUACCCAGUCAAGCCCCAGCCCUAUGAGGAGCAGAUGCGCAUGCACGCCGAGGUGUCCCGUGCUCGGCAUGAGCGGCGGCACAGUGACGUCUCGCUGGCUUACACAGAGUUGGAUGAACCCCAGGUGUCCGUGAUGCGAGGGGAACGCCAGUCUCGGCAGCGCUCCACCUCCGAGAGGCGGGUACCCAUGGAGAGCCAGCGUUCCUACUCCAUGGAGAGAACUCGAGAGGUUCAGGGCUCUGGCCCCCACGACCGGCAACGGACCUCAAAUCACAGCCCUCCUACUCCCCACCGGAGCCCUGUGCUAGGGGAGAGGCAAGGGGACAUGCGGCGAGGGGGAGGGGGAGACCCUAUGCGUAUGCAGCAGCAGCACCACCUGGAUCCCAGCUCGGCGGUGCGGAAGACCAAGCGUGAGAAGAUGGAGACCAUGUUGCGCAAUGACUCGCUCAGCUCUGACCAGUCUGAGUCCAUCCGGCCACCGCCGCCAAAGCCACACAAAACAAAAAAGGGAGGCAAGAUGCGGCAGGUCUCGCUGAGCAGCUCUGAGGAGGAGCUGGCCACCACCCCAGAGUACACCAGCUGUGACGACGUGGAGAUAGAGAGUGAGUCAGUCAGUGAGAAAGGGGACAGUCAAAGGGGAAAAAGAAAAACUAGUGAGCAGGCAGUUUUGUCGGACUCAAACAUCUUAUCUGAGAGACAAAAGACAAUGGUGCGCUUUGGGGGCCAUUCUUUGGAAGAGGACUUGGAAUGGUCUGAGCCUCAGAUUAAAGACUCUGGGGUAGAUACGUGCAGUAGUACAACCCUUAACGAGGAGCAUAGCAAUAGUGAGAAGCACCCUGUGACAUGGCAACCAUCCAAAGAUGGAGAUCGCCUAAUAGGGCGGAUUUUACUAAACAAGCGGCUAAAGGAUGGAAGUGUGCCAAGAGACUCUGGAGCAUUACUUGGGCUGAAGGUUGUGGGUGGAAAGAUGACUGAAUCUGGUAGACUUUGUGCAUUUAUUACAAAAGUAAAGAAAGGAAGUCUAGCUGAUACAGUUGGCCACCUUCGACCAGGUGAUCAGGUAUUAGAAUGGAAUGGGAGGCAUUUACAAGGAGCUACUUUUAAGGAAGUUUACAAUAUAAUUCUGGAAUCUAAGCCAGAACCACAGGUGGAACUUGUAGUCUCAAGGCCCAUUGGAGAUAUUCCCCGGAUACCAGACAGCACACAUGCACAACUGGAAUCAAGCUCGAGUUCUUUUGAAUCCCAGAAAAUGGAUCGCCCCUCUAUCUCAGUCACUUCUCCCAUGAGCCCUGGCAUGCUACGGGAUGCUCCCCAAUACCUGUCUGGACAACUCUCAAGCCAAAGCCUUAGUAGAAGAUCAGCGCCUUUUGUUCCUAGGGUUCAGAUAAAACUCUGGUAUGACAAGGUUGGUCACCAGCUAAUUGUCACAAUACUGGGAGCAAAAGACCUUCCUUCAAGGGAAGAUGGGAGACCAAGAAACCCUUAUGUUAAAAUUUACUUCCUCCCAGACAGAAGUGAUAAGAGCAAAAGAAGAACAAAAACAGUAAAGAAAACAUUAGAGCCCAAAUGGAACCAGACAUUUAUGUAUUCCCCGGUCCAUCGGCGGGAAUUCCGGGAGCGCAUGUUGGAGAUCACACUUUGGGACCAGGCACGGGUUCGAGAAGAAGAAAGUGAAUUUUUAGGAGAGAUUCUUAUAGAACUAGAGACAGCGUUGCUGGAUGACGAGCCUCACUGGUACAAAUUGCAGACCCACGAUGUGUCCUCCAUGCCCCUUCCCCACCCCUCACCAUACCUGCCACGCAGACAGCUGCACGGGGAGAGUCCCACGCGGAGAUUGCAAAAUAAAGGCCCAUAUUCAUACAACUCAGGAUCCCAGCGAAUCAGUGACAGUGAAAUAUCUGACUAUGACUGCGAUGAUGGAGUUGGAGUUGUAUCAGAUUACAGGCACAAUGGCAGAGACAUCCAGAGCUCAACAUUAUCAGUUCCCGAGCAGGUGAUGUCGUCCAAUCACUGUUCCCGCUCUGGGUCACCCAAUCGAAGGGACAGUAUGGGCAGGACACGGGCGCGAUCCCCCAGUGUCCCUCCUCCGCAGAGCCGGAGCUUGGACCAACCAUCUCGAGGUUCCCACUCUUCUCCGUCGCAGUACAACACAGUGAGCCGAAUGGAUAAACAUCGCACGGAUGAGCACUACUCCCCAGACAGCCAGUAUCUCACUCUACCUCGGUCCAGACACAGUCAGCCCAUUGAGCAUCAUCACAAGGAACCCAGCAACAACCAUAUCAUGUACCCCAUCUAUUGUGACGAUGUAGUCAGGUUACUACGUUCCCAAAAGAUGUGCCGUACAUAUUCUGAGGGUGCUUACAAUGAUCUUGAGAGGAGGAUUAGGCAGAAAAGGAGAGUGCCUAAUCUGUAUGAUGACUCUGCCCAUUCCCCUGAAAGAUGGUACAAUGGCCCUAGUUCAUGGUCAAAUCAUGUAGUGAAUGGUACAUCUGAGGACUUCAGCAGAACAGCAUGUCCAAGGAUAGAAAUCCAGCAGCCUUCUACAGACACUGACAGGAGUGAGACAGUGGAUGUUGUGCCAGACUUAGCUUCUCAUUCUGAAGCCGAACCCCAUGAUCCUGAAGAAGAUAUGAGGAAUUACGAAGCCCUGGAUAGACAUGAAUAUACACGGUCCAGAUCCGCAGAUCAGCGCCCAGUGCUCGAGCGGACUAACUCCCGCUCCCGGUCCACCGAGCGCCCCGACUCUAACCUCAUGAGGUCGAUGCCGUCUUUAACAUCAGGAAGAUCUGCCCCUCCCUCACCUGCCUUAACGAGGUCACACCCUCGUAGCGAAUCCGUCCAAACCAGCCCUACAAGUACCCCCUUGACUGGACGCAGAGGUCGACAGCUGCCACAGCUUCCACCAAAGGGGACGCUAGAAAGAAAAAAUGGAGACGAAGGAUUAGAGCCUUAUGAAGAAGAAACAGGGGAAGAGAAUGAGCAAACUGAACACCAGGGGUCAGAGGUCGAGGCAGAUUAUGAGGAGAAACCUCAAUGUCUGCCUGUUAAUGGGAGAAAAGAAGUGACCUGGGAAGACCAGCAGAGAAAGGUGAAUGGUACGGUAACUGAUGACAGGACGAAACAGAAACACCAGUCUGAGCCAGAAGAGAUGGAUUCGCCCAGGCAGUGGAACUCAGAGGGGAAUGAAGCAGAGCCAGAGAAUGGGGAUGCAGGUGCUAUGGAUGUGGAGGAGAAGACUCGCCAAAUGAAACUGAAAAUGAACAAAUUCAAACAGGUGGCAGGAUCAGACUCCAGGCUGGAACAGGACUAUCAAUCCAAGCAUCGGUCAGGCCGGGAUCCACAAAGAGGCUCUGACAACGUGUCCACUAAGUCUUCGGACAGUGACGUGAGCGAUGUGUCCGCUGUGUCGAGGACCAGUAGUGCUUCUCGGUUCAGCAGCACAAGCUACAUGUCUGUCCAGUCCGAGCGGCCUAGAGGAAACAAGAAGAUCAGUGACUUUACGUCCAAAAUGAAAAACAGGCAGAUGGGAGCCCCGGGAAAGAACAUGACGAAAAGCACCAGCAUCGGCGGCGACAUGUACAGCCUGGAGAAGAACGACGGCAGCCAGUCCGACACUGCGGUGGGCACCGUGGGCACUGUGGGCAAAAAGAGGCGCUCCAGCAUAGGUGCCAAAAUGGUGGCGAUCGUGGGGCUCUCGCGAAAAAGCCGCAGUACCUCGCAACUCAGCCAAACAGAAGCGGGAGGGAAAAAACUGCGCAGUACCAUCCAGAGGAGUACGGAAACAGGCUUGGCAGUAGAAAUGAGAAAUCGGAUGACUCGGCAAGCAAGUCGAGAAUCAACCGAUGGAAGCAUGAACAGCUACAGCUCAGAGGGAAACCUCAUUUUCCCAGGUGUACGAUUGGCAUCAGACAGUCAGUUUAGUGAUUUUCUAGAUGGCCUUGGUCCAGCUCAGCUUGUUGGGCGCCAGUCGCUGGCAACCCCUUCUAUGGGUGACAUCCAGAUCGGGAUGAUGGACAAAAAGGGACAGCUAGAGGUGGAAGUAAUCAGAGCCCGUGGCCUUGUUGGGAAACCAGGUUCAAAGGCACUGCCAGCUCCCUAUGCUAAGGUAUAUCUACUGGACAACGGACUCUGUAUAGCCAAAAAGAAAACAAAAGUAGCAAGAAAAACUCUGGAUCCCCUCUACCAGCAGCAGCUGUCAUUUGAGGAAAGCCCAACUGGAAAAGUCCUACAAAUUAUUGUAUGGGGCGACUAUGGACGCAUGGACCAUAAAUCCUUUAUGGGAGCUGCACAGAUACUUUUAGAUGAGCUUGACCUAUCCAACAUGGUGAUUGGCUGGUUCAAGCUCUUCCCCCCCUCCUCACUGGUGGACCCAACCUUGGCACCUCUGACUAGAAGAGCUUCCCAGUCAUCACUUGACAGUUCAACUGGACCUUAUGCUCGCUCAUAGCAGCCUGGAAACAAAGUGUUGUCAUAGCAACCCGCAUCCAAGUUAACAGUCUUAACAGGUCACAAGCCCUGGUUACACUGCAUGCUUAAUGUUGUGUCUUCUGAGCCCGUUUCUAAGGAUGCAAAAGUGGUCCUGUGUUUUCAGAGAAAGUCGCACACAUUGUGCGCCAAGAAGGCCCUCUGGGGUAAACAGGCGGAAGCUGUGAAGAACUUAUACGCUUGGAGUUCAGUGACACUAGGUUUUCAUCCAAUCUGAAGUCAUGGAAAAAAAAAAACAACUGAGAACCAAUUGAUGAAUUCAAUAGAAGUCCUUUUUUAAAUGUCAUAUCUUUUUGUUGUUGCACCCAAUUGGGUCACGUGAUUCUCCUGACCAGAAGCUUGGUUACGCCACGCCAAUAAAGCCAGCUAUGGAAGAAGACUCUGAGGACAAUGACAGGGGGUUGGUAAAAUCUUUCCAGUUGCCCUGUACCCUCUUCCUCAAGAUACGCAUUCUGUACUGAGAGACUAUUUUCAGAAUUAAUGGCAAUACAGAUGUGGCAACCAUUGAAUCUCUAGAAUCUUUACACCAGAACCCAAAACAAGAUGAACUUUGUGAUCUAAUAUAGUAAUUUCUCUGUUAAUAUAUUGUAUGAAAUAAAAAAAUUAAAAAAAAAGAUUUUU